Molecule: messenger RNA, 1700 nt
Organism: Closterium sp. NIES-67
Lineage: Eukaryota; Viridiplantae; Streptophyta; Zygnematophyceae; Desmidiales; Closteriaceae
Source: the annotation of a GenBank genome assembly
GCACUUCUAUUGCGCGCUUACUAAUUCACCGUGAUCAGUGCCUGUGAAUCUGAACCGCCCGAUCAAGUGGUCGAAACAUUUUGCAUUUUUAUCCUCUCAAUCAUUUUCGGAUCGUAAGCCUGCGUUCUGGUACCGUCAAAAACACCAUAUUUCUUGCCUCGCUGGAGUAAAUUCGGGCCUUUUGAGUACGGAGGGUUCGAGUUGUUCGAACCGCUUUUGGGGGGGAGGGAGAAAGGAAGGGUAUUGAGGAGUUCGAACCGCUUCUCAGGUCUUGCGAAAGGGAAGCCACGGAGAAAGCAAGUGAGGGGGGGAAUUUGCAGGGAUUAAUGUCGGAGGGAACCGGAGCGGAGGAGCAUACAAACGUUUCCGCAGCCGCGGAGGCGGAGGGCGGAAAUAUGGCGGGAGACAAGGCGGAAGGGGCAGCGGGAGCUGCAAAGUUAGCGGGCGACGAGGGGAGAACUCCUCUCGCUCCGGAAAAUGCGGCGGAAGCCCCGCCGCCAGCAGCGGAGGGGGCCCCGGCAGUAGGGGAAGAACGAACGGCGCCGCAAGCGGGGGCGGAAACAGCCGAGGUACCGGUUCCGCCUGCUAAGCGGUCCCGGGAGGAGGGGGGAGAGGGCGCUGAUACUGCUCCGGUUGGGGGGGGAAGCAGCGGCGCAGCCGGCGGCGGUGAUGGAGGCGCAUCUGAGGCGCAAGCUCCGGCGGAAAAGGCGGCGGGAGGGGCGGCGGCGGGUGAGGAGAAGACGGGGGCUCAGGAUGGGAUGGGCGGGCAGGGCAAGAAGAAGAAGGCACGCCGGCGGCGCGUGCAGUGGGACGAGGGCAACCUGGCGUACUGGGAGGAGCACAAGACGCCACGUCAGCGCAUCGACGAGCCCAAGACGCCGUUCCACACCCUGGGGCCCGACUCGGAGGAAGAGCACCUUCCAGGAAGCAGCGCAGCAGCAGGGCCAUCCGCAGGUGAAAGUGGGGGAGCGGCGGCGUGUGUGGGUGGGAGCAGUCGAGUGAGUGAGUGGACGUCAUCGGAGGAUGAAGGCGAUCACUCAGAGUUCGAACGAUGGAUGGAGGAGCAAGGCCAUACGUACAAAGACUCUGCAACUCUCGCUGCUGCUGUUGCUGCCGGCACUGCUCCAGCCUCCCUGCUUGAUGCCAACAUAUACUACAGUACAGGGCGGGACAAGGGCAAGGGGAAGGAGCCGAUGGGGAGUGUGGCGCAGAGCUUCAGGGAGCACAGGAAGCGGCACUACGACGAGUUCAAGAAGAUGAAGUUGCUGGAGGCAGAGAGGACGGAUAAAGAGGAGGAAAUGGGGGAGGAGAAUGGGCUCGUGCAGCAGGAGUCGGAACCUGCUGCUGCUGCUGCUGCUGGUGACGCUGCUGCUGCUGUUGGUGGUGGUGACGCUGCUGCUGAUGUUGGUGUUGGUGCUGGUGAUGGUGAUGUUGGUGGUGCUGGUGAUGGAGGUGCUACCAUUCAAGGUGGGGGCGAAGGGGAAGAUGCACAAGGAAGCAUAGACAAUUCUGCUGUCAAUGGGACGAGCUGUUGACCGGUGGUUGUUUCGUGGGAUGCUGUACAAAAUUUUAUGCUGAUCUAGGACACUACUUGAAGAUGUUACAAUGCCAUGGUACAGGAUGGGUUUGUGAUGUGGCCUGGAUUUAGCUCUCCUGUUUCGUAUGCUUUUAGUGAGAUAUGUCAUGUCAGUCAGGUGGUA